AUGAAGUCGUUUGUCCUCCCUUCGCUGCAGCCGGCUGCAAAGGGGGCCGUGGAGGGCUCGCAGGUGCCGUUGCCGCCGCCGCCGCCGCCAGCCGACCUCGUAGCGGCGCCCUCGAGCCGUUUAUUUCCCGCCAUUGACAGGGGGCGGCGGCUGCAGGAGCUGCGGCGCAUGGAGGCGAAGACGGCGGCGCUGGAGGCGGCGGUGGCGAGGCAGCGGGUGGAGCGGCUCGAGCGACUGGAGUGUAGGGUGCGCGGCGUCAUCUGCGGGCGGGAGCACGAGCGGCGCUACCACCUCCUCUGGCACUACCAGGAGGCGAAGGCAAAGGUGGAGCGGCGGACCGCGGCGACGGAGGCGAAGGCGCUGGCGUUGCAGCGGUCUCUGUACAUGCGGGGCGUCCGCUGGUACGAGGAGCGGGGGCAGCUGCAGCACCUCGAGGCGGCCACGCGGGCGCAGUUGGUGGUUGCGGAGACGGAUUCGCGGCAUCACGUGGCGUCGCUGCUGAAGCUCGCACUGCUCGAGCAUCGCCGCCGUCAGGCGGAGCUGGAGUUGGACACGGCGGCAUGCCUCGCAGAAGACUUCAAGGCAAUACGUGACUGGGAGUCCCGCAUUGCCGCGAUGUCGUUUCGCCCCGCCAAGACAUUUGAGCCCACGACGCAGCUCCGUUCCCCGCGCAACGUUGGCACCGGCGGCUACCGUGGAAGAGCAGACCUCCUCCUGGACUACACCGUCUGUGCGGAGGAACGGAGGGCGCGACGGGAGCUCGCGUCGGAGGAGCGCGUGCUCCGCCAGCCGCUGGAGUGGCAGCACGGUGCGGCACUUCUGCAGUUUGUCGAGGAGGCGCAGGCGAGGGCGGCAAUCGAGGCGGUCUGCCGCUACGGCUGCUGCCAGGCUCGUCUGAGUGCGCUACUGCGGAUUCAGCGGUGGUGGCGCAUGCUCCGUGUGACCGCGUGGAGCGAGCGGAAGCGGCGGCAACUUAAAAAGUGUGUGGCAAAAAAACGGGACCGAAUGACAUCGCGUGACUAUCUGGCUCUGCUUGGCCGGAUGAGGCGACAGGCAGCGGCCGCCGCCCCCAUGUCGGAGGAGGAGCUACACAAAGCCGUGGCGACCAUUGAACAGGCGGCCGAGAGGGCGUAUCAAAACACAUUUGAUUAUUUUAUUUACACCUUGAUGAAUCGUGCAGAAAACUUGCACCAGACGGAGAAACAUGACCUCCGCGAUUACCCACUGAUGGAGGACGAUGGCACGACGAUCGUCCCGCCUGUCUCAAGGCUUAUCCGUGUGCCAUAUCGUCUGUACGUGCGACAACAAACAUUGCAGCCGUAUCCCCACUGGCGAGCGCUGCGGUGGGUGGAAGGGUCCACCUCGUUUAUUCAGCAGGUGCAGCUGCUUGAGAAGUCCGAGGCAGAAGCGCGGGCGCUUCUCUGCGCAAAGAAGGGCGAGGAAUUUCACACACUGCACCUGUACCACGCCGUGCUGCGGCAGGGAGCCUGGGCCUGGCGUUCCCUCUACACCGCGAUUCUCUGCAUUGAGGAGGAGGAAACGGUGUGCCGUGGACUCCUGCACGUCUUUGAGGACAAUUCUCGCGGCGUCCUGGAAGUGGAGGCGGAAGCGUCCGUGUCGAACUGCAUUGCGUCGGAGGAGGGCCGGUGGCGGCUGCUGAAUGACGAGGCAAGACUGCGGCGCGACCUCGCCGCGGAGGAGAGUGACGCCUUUUUCUUCCUUACGGAGGACGAGUGGCGGUGGGGUAAUCUCCUGCGGCUGCGCACAAAACUGCGGGAUGCCUGCGGAAGCAGGCUGCGGUGGCGGAUUGCGCAGAACACCGGUGUGGGUCGGAAGUAUCACUCGCUGGACUCGACAGCGCGCAUCAUUCAGCGCUUCCUCCGCAUGGUGGCCGCCCGCAAGCGGCUUGCGGAGGAGCAGGCGAGCCGAGCCCUGCGGCUGCAGGCGGAGACACAACUCCAGACGACGUCGGCCGCGAUGCUGAAGAUGCUGGAGGUGCAGCACCGCGAGGGGGACACGGAGGAAUUGCGGUGGGCCGCGGCAAUGUGCCCCAGCGGGGACGCUGAUAGCAGCGUGGAGUCUCACUUUGAAACGGCGCUGAACUUGUUCCGCGACUGGUUUGAUGAAAGAGCCCAGGAGCCGAUGGAGCCGCAGUACAAGGCGAUCGUUGCUCGGUUCCUGCAGGCAAACAGGGAGAUAUGUGGGCGCAUGCGAACUUUGUUCGCGGUUACGCGGAACGGGCGCCAGCGGAUUGAGGAGGAGGAGGCGCUGGCGUGGAAUGCGCUUCACCACACCAGCGCCUUCGCCCCCAUCGCAAUCGACGCGCUCGAGCGGCGCGAGGCGGCGCAGCGUGAACGCCUUGAAGGCGACGCCGCGGAGGCGAGAUCGCAUUGGCAUGGGCGAGCCGAAUUUCUUGCCGCCUUGGCAACCUGCACCGCCACCGCUGCAGCCACGGGAAAACAUAAAAAGGCGCCGCUGCGUCCGCCGUGCAUGAGUCUCUUGGAGAGACUUGUGAGCCGCGAGGAUGUACUCCGGAUGCGACUCGCUGUGGAGGAGCGGCGUGAUCGUGGGGAUGCCUUGCUCUCGCUUCACGCCACCCUAUGCAUUAACACGUUGCGGGAGGAGCAGCAAGAGCGGUGGGCGCUGUACAAACGCAUCGACAAGAGCUGGAGCGACCACGCCCCCCUCGGACUGCUGGAGCAGGCGGAGGCGGUGGCGCGGCGCAGUUUGGAGGCGACGGCGCACACGGACUACGGCGUACUGCUGGCCCAUGAGUGUGGCCUUUACGCCCAGCAGGUUCUUUACCGGCAGUUUCUUCGCGGGUGUUUGGCCUUUGAAAGCGAGGCACGUUACUUUGACAGACGGCUGACGGAGCUGCUUUUUCGGCGCGUAGGGCAUCUCGGCCAAAAACUCGACGAGUUGGUGGCCGCGGAGACGUGUGCCAGAGCGCGGGUGGAGCAGCUUGAGGCGACGCACCGUGACGUUUGCCUCUGCCCAGGCGACUGA
Trypanosoma conorhini is the source of this 3006-nucleotide messenger RNA. RefSeq lists its product as uncharacterized. The transcript has a single exon. Bases 1 to 3006 code for a protein of 1001 amino acids. The record is from RefSeq and is a predicted model, not a curated record. Lineage: Eukaryota; Euglenozoa; Kinetoplastea; Trypanosomatida; Trypanosomatidae.